GGGGCACGUGGGAAAGCCCUUUCUUACUCUCUUCGCUCAGCUCUUGCAAGCUCCCGGGCUGUUUCCUGAAGAGUCUGUCUGCACUGCACCCUCACAGAGCACUGGAGCCACCUUUUGGAUCGUCUCCUCUUUGGGGCGGAGUGGAAACAUUUGAGAUGCAGCCAGCUAAGUGCCCGAUUUCCUUUGAGGAAGUGGCCGUGCGCUUCACCAAGGCAGAAUGGGCCCUGCUGAGUCCUGACCAGAGAGCUUUGUACAGGGAAGUCAUGGUGGAGAAUUAUGAGAACGUGGCUUCUAUAGCGAUUCCCAAGCCCGUCCUCAUCUCCUGGCUUCAGGCAAGUGAAGUGCCAUUUCCCUUGUACUCCGAAGAAGAGGCCAGGUUGGCAGGUGACAGGCCGGAUGACAAGAAUUAUAGCCUGAGACAUGUGGUGUUUUUUGAAACAAUCAGCCACGAAGUGGAGGAAGAGCCUUCUGGGAGUCAAGAAGAAUCAAGGAGGUUGGAAGAGAACCAAGUGGAGAAGUUGGGGAAUCAGUCUGUAGUUUUUGAGGCUGAGGGCUUGCUUGAAAAACCAGCUCAAGAAGAGUAUCUCAAAGGAAAGGGGAGGAAUAAGUGUUCUGAAAGCUUGUAA
Molecule: messenger RNA, 626 nt
Organism: Eublepharis macularius
Lineage: Eukaryota; Metazoa; Chordata; Lepidosauria; Squamata; Eublepharidae
Product: zinc finger protein 354A-like
Exons: 6
Coding region: 156-626 (156 amino acids)
Biological process (GO): regulation of DNA-templated transcription
Source: RefSeq, a predicted model, not a curated record